CCUAUUCGCGGCCCGGAGGGUUGCUUUUGAUGCAGCCGUCCGCGCACCAAUCCCCUUCUGGUAAUGCUUGCUCCAUAAGGUAGUCUGUCAGUUUUAGUAGGACGGAGUAAGCGAACAUAGCAGAUCGACUUGAUGUAUAUGCUGCGAAAAAGAGCAAAAUAGAAGCGUAAUCAUAGAUUUGAUACUUAUACUGGCUUGUCCGCCACUUCCUUUUCUGCCCUUCUUACUAUGGAAACCCUCGACAUACUAACAAAUUCCACUCUCGACGCCUCUUCUUCCCCACGCGGCACCUCCAUAAGCAACGAAACCCCUCGCUUGGGCUUCGAUAUGGCUCCGGCUCAGGCCUGCCAGCCACCUAUUCCGCACGAUAUCGACUGGGAGUCCAACUACGAGCUCGGCUUGCCCGAUUUCCCAGACUUGCAGCCCAAACAGUCGCUCGAUUCCAUGGCCGCCGCUCUAAACCUCACAGACUUUACUCCCCCACAGCAGCAUUCUCCACUUAGUUUGUCGCCGGAGAUCAAGCCGCCGGCCGAGCAGCCCCAGCCCCAGCUACAGGUGUCGCGCUCGCGCUCCUCCAGAUGUCCCGUCUGCCGCAAACAUAUCACCAGAGACAUGUCCCGACACCUGCGCACACACGAGCCUGUUUCGCGAUUCAAGUGCGUGUAUCCGCGCGAAAUGUGUAUCCACAAGACGGGACAAUUCAACAGACCGUACGACUUCAAAAAACACCUGCUCAACUGCCACUUUGAGUUUGACGACCGCAACACCAAAAAACUGCACAACCUGAGCGACAAGCUUCCUCACACAGGCAGAUGCCACUGUGGCCUCAAAUGCACAGCGGAGUUCUGGCUCGACUCGCACAUUUUGCCAGACUACGGCUCGUCGUUCCGCUGCGAGCACCUCAACAAUCUAUACGAGAAGACUGGCAUGAAGCCUCCUAGCCAACGAUUCAGCACAAGAGGCUAGAGAGCACGAAUGAUACCACGCUGCUUUAUCAAAACUGCAGCAAGUGAUGAUUUUGCCUUUGCAAGUUCAAGCAGCAUACUCUGGUCCAAUUGAUGGUCUUUGCGCGCGGUUACCGGUGCCGCGGCGAUUUCAGGAUGUGUCGCUGUGUCUCUCAAGCGAGUCUUGAUUGCCUCAACGGAUACUGACAGAUACUUUGCAGUUUCGGAGCCUUGCUCGAUCAACGGCGAUGAGAAUGCAGUGGACGGCGUCACCGGUGUCGCCGGAACGCUCUCUAGCGUGCUUGGAGACGCGGAAGGGGUCUCUUCCGGCCGUUUUUCCAACGACAACGGUUUCAACCAGCUCUGUGUUUCCUCCUCGUCGGCGUCCUCCUCUGCGACGAUCGUCUCAUUGAUAAUGUACGAGAGCGGAUCUGUUGCGGUGGCAAACAUGCCGUCGCGCGAGGCCGGACGCACAGGGUUCUCGAUGUUGAACGUGCGCAAGUUCAAUUUUUGGUGAGGGUUCAGAGUUUUCGUGUACAGUGAGCUCGUGAAGCCCAUCGCCGAGCCAACCACGUGACCUGUUAAAUGGUUCAUCUGCUGCCCUGUUUUGUCCAAAAACGUUUUCUCCUGAUACGACUUGUAGUCGUUGAGCAGGUCCAGCGAGUUCAGUUUGUGUUGUGCCUGCUCUAUCCGCUCUUUCCAGUUGUUCAAUAUAUUCGUGUACUCUAUUUCCUGGCCGUGGACAACCACGCCCUGUAAUUGCACAAAUUUGUUCAUGUUGCGCGUAAGAAAACGGAAUAUAUCGCGCGACUGGUAGUAGAACUUCAUGGUCAGCUUGUGCAAGAACUCGGACAACGUCUCCAACACUUGCGGGAUCAUCAGCUUCACUUUGGCGUCCAGAUCAAGAAACACCGUGCGUGUGUCGUACAUGUGGCUUUUUGUCGUUUCUAGCUUCGCCCUCUCCUUGUCGUUGAAAUUGCUCGUUUUCAAGAUCUUCUCCACAGAGUUGUGGUACAUGUCGUAGUCGAUUUUUUUAUGGUUGCGUUUUGUGAUGAGCUUCAAUGAAGACCUGAUAUACUCCUUCAUCUCCUCACAUUGAUCCACAAACCGGUCUUUGCUGACCUCCACGCGCUGGGUGACCUGGUCGUAGAUGAUCCGGAACAGCCGUUUGGCCUGCCGGAUCUCGUUGACCGUCACGUUCGAGAACUCUUCGUUCUGGUCCGAAACCAGCUCCGGGUCGACCUUGAUGUCCUUUUUGUCAAAGGGCGAGUGCAAUUUCUCAAAUGUGUCCAUGCUGCCCAGCAGGUUGUCCAGGAUACUGCCCAGACACCUACACCACUUGCGCUCCUGGACUAUCAGGAACUCGAGCCCUGCAAUCGCACUCUGUAGGUCGUGCUCCCAAUCUCUGAUCUGUUGGUCGUCGGCGCUUUUCCUUCCAAUCAGUUGAUGUGGACCCCUAAACAAGGCCUUCCUGGC
Molecule: messenger RNA, 2420 nt
Organism: Ogataea polymorpha
Lineage: Eukaryota; Fungi; Ascomycota; Pichiomycetes; Pichiales; Pichiaceae
Exons: 1
Coding region: 229-966 (245 amino acids)
Source: RefSeq, a predicted model, not a curated record